Amoebophrya sp. A25 is the source of this 1908-nucleotide messenger RNA. The record is from the annotation of a GenBank genome assembly. NCBI's taxonomy places the organism in Eukaryota, Dinophyceae, Syndiniales, Amoebophryaceae.
CAGAAUCCAUUUGUUCGUGUGUUGAGUAGCUUGGAACCUUCUGGAGGUUUAUUUCUUAGAAGUAAUGCUAUGGGGAAUCCUCGCAACUUCCUAUGUUACAUUAUUGUAUCUGCUUGUCGCAUUGCGACUAGCUGUAUCGAACAAGAGCCGAGAAGAAAGGGUCCGUGAUGCAGCUUUUAAUGGACACGGCCUGUCCUAUCGCCGUCUACGGCUGACCGCCUUUCACCGUCUGCGAGAUGGUCAGGGCGAUUCGCUUUCGAAGUUGGCAACGGGAAGUCACGAAAAGAAAAUCGACCACGCCGGAGCAUCAACGAGAGAUCCUGUUGUGCAGCAUGAAGUGAUUCCACACGAAAAUAGCUUCACCGUUCAACGCGACUUGUCAUCUUGCCGCGAUGUCCGUGUAUCGCUCUGCACGCCCGCUACUGCGCGAGAUGUGCACCAAGGCCUCCUGCAACAACUCGCGCGGACGGUUGCAACGCAGACGGUGUUGCCAAUGGAGUGGAUCAUUUUCUUGUCGGGCGUGGACUACCCCACGUGCAAGGCAGAGACAGUGCGAGUGCGCGCAAUCCUUCGGACCGCACAGGCGCCAAUAUCGCGGUCAAAACAAGACUUAUUUGAAAAAGAAUUAUCGCAGGAACUCGCAGGUCGAGGCAUCAGGUUAAAAGAGAGUGAAAUUUUUGCACCGAGCGAGCAUGUUGGACCCAGAGGCAACGACUCCACGAACGAGAUGCAUACAAAAAAAAGCAUGACGGAAGACCACGAAUCGGAGAAAAAGCGGAGCGCAAACACACCAACGCCAGUUAUGUACGAUGCGAACAAAGACAUAAGCAAGGUCCUGUUAGCUGGUAUUCCCGCAGAAGCAUUGGAAAUGGACUCGCGCUAUCGCAUUCCAGUACGUAAAAGUCGACGCGAGCUGCCUUUCUCUGUCGGUAGACAGUUGGCAGCUGACGUCUUCAGGCGAUUCAAUGGCGUGCGUAGAGCAGAGGAGACAAAUACACGCGAUGAGGCACGUGAAAAAUCUCUACCUGCUACCGUAACAAUUGAAAGUAUCGCGCGAGAAACGGACUAUCGAAAGGCCGCGCAAUUAGUUGCUGCAGCAUAUAAGCAGCCACGAGGGCGUUCCUGCGACGCUCAGCACCCGUGCACGAUUGCCGCAGAAGCCCGAGAGGUGAAUAAUAAGGUCGUUCCAGUUAAGGUGUUCUGUAACGCGGAAGUGCUAAACCAAGGUUUUUCGCGGAAUCGCUUGGCAGAACGCGCGCAAGGUGAAAUAGUAUCUUUUGUAGACGCCGACGACGGCCUGCACCCACAUCGCACGGAAAUUUUGACCAGACAGUUCUACAACUAUCCGACUCUGAAGAUGGUUGGCCACCGCCGAAGUAACGGCCCGGCAGCUGUUGAAAAUGUGGAAGGUCUUGCAAGUACUUUGCAGCAAUCGAGUAGUACCAACACCAAGCUUGCGGAAGAUCAAGUUGCACGCACGAGUUCUAGUACAAUAAAUGUUCUCUUAUUGCAGUCCCAAGGCGUAUACAACGCCACGUUCUCCGAAUGGAUGUAUCAUCGGAUGCAGAAAACGGGGUGGUUCAUAGGUCGCGGUGCCAUUUGUGUGUAUGGUCACGUAAGUGUAAGACGGGAAGUCUUUCGUUUCGUGAAGUAUGAGGAAGAACCGCGACACAAGCGCCAAAAUCUCGAGGACAUGCGGUUCAUACACGCAGCCUUGCGUCUGUGGGGUCCAGUCAAUGACACUUUUUCCUUCGUAUGGAAUGAACUCACAUGGGGCGUAAAAGCGCAGUACCGCGAGGCGAUGGAACAUUCCGGAAAAAAGUUGUGAAGACUUUUGCUUUUAGUCGCGCAAAUUCUGAGGUGUCUGGCUUGUAAUCCCCAUGUUGCUGCGCGUGUUCACGUCUAAAC